Messenger RNA from Cinara cedri, 700 nucleotides. Lineage: Eukaryota; Metazoa; Arthropoda; Insecta; Hemiptera; Aphididae. The record is from the annotation of a GenBank genome assembly.
AUGAUGAUGUGUGAGAGCGAUAACGAAAGUGAGAACAAUUCGUCGGCUCACAUUUCUGUUUUUGAGCAACGCGCAUACAUUAAAAUCGAAACGAUUCGUGGUAAAACAGUGCCUGAAAUUCAUGCCGCAUUAAAUGAAGUGUGUGGAACGGAUACUGUGGAUCGUAGUACGGUGCAAAGAUGGCGUCAGCGAUUCCGUGAUGGUCGUAUAAGUAUUGAUAACAACCCUCGCUCUGGCCGACCCUCUACGGUUACUCAAGACAACACUAACGCGGCUAUUCUCGCAACUCUACUUGAUGAAGACCGACGAAUAACGGUAAGAGAGAUAGAGAAUGAAACAGGUAUUUCAAAAUCAAGUGUUCACCGCAUUUUAACGGAAAUUCUACAGAAACGAAAGAUUGCAGCACGUUGGGUGCCUCAUUUUCUGUCACCGGAACAGAAGGAUACACGCAAAGACAUCUGCCGUGAACUCCUUUCUCGCUACGAAAAUGAAAAAGAAACGUUUCUUGAUCGUAUAAUUGCAAUAGAUGAGACUUGGAUCCGUGAUUUUGAAUCUCAAAGCAAUAUUUGGAAGGGAAUAACAUCACCAAGAGCAAAAAAAGUUCGUCGCCAGCAAACAAAGGUGAAACAAAUGAUGAUUUUUGCUUACGAUAAACUUGGGAUAAUUGUCACUGAUCGAAUUCCAAUUGGCAGUAGUGUAA